Messenger RNA from Coccomyxa subellipsoidea C-169, 1438 nucleotides. RefSeq lists its product as hypothetical. Bases 87 to 476 code for a protein of 129 amino acids. The record is from RefSeq and is a predicted model, not a curated record. The transcript is spliced from 4 exons. NCBI's taxonomy places the organism in Eukaryota, Viridiplantae, Chlorophyta, Trebouxiophyceae, Coccomyxaceae.
ACAGGAUCACGAACAGCUGGCCCUCUUCAACAUUUUAACUAAGAGAUUGUACUCCUUCUCAUUGUCCCGGCCACAGAUUUCUGCUGAUGAUGGAGUACGCGCAGAGGACGAUGGAGUACGUGCAGCAGAAAGUGCUGCCCAUUGGGUAUGCGUGCUUUGGGGCUGCGUUCGGUAUUGCUCUCGGUCUAGGCCACGCAUUGGCUGGACUCGUGCCGGAGGAGGUGCCCAAGACAUUCCACAACCUGGUCAAGAGAUCAAAGAGCAUUGCCCUUGAGGCAAGGAAGGAGGCUGAGAGCGCCGUGGAGUCUGUGAAAGGCAGCGUGGAGAAGUUUAAGAACAACGGGCUGAAGACAGCAAAGACUGCGAAGAACGAGGGCAAGAAGAAGACCAGCGAGGCAGUCAACGAGGGCAAGAAGAAGACCAGCGAUGUAGCCAACGGCAUCAAAGCGAACGGACAUGCUGUCCCUGCAGGCUGAUUGCCCCUGCACUUCCUUGCCUGGGAGCAGCAUUUUCCAUGACGGCACCCUUGCCUGAUGAGGUGGAGUUAGCUGCAAAAAAGGCUAAGCUUCUCUGCUGGGUGGACACAGCAAAUCCCAGCAGCUUGUGCGCAGUAGGCGCUCCUUUUUGUAAGUGUCUGUAGGAAUUUCAUUCUUCCCUGCAUGUGGGAUUUAGAGACAAGGUGACCUGGUGACCCCAUGUGUGGUUUGCGAUAGGUCCUUUUCUUCAAUGCAUGACCUCCAUCUAGAUGCAUGCCUCAUCUUUUUUAUCUUUUGCAGUGCGAGAGGCUUCGUAGUGCCUUCAUGCAUUUGGUGUGAGUCUGUGUCGUUUGGGAAGCAAGUGUAGGUAGGUGUACACUUAUGAUCUGUCGCUGGACUGGCCGUGGCUAUUUAUGUUACACAGCCUCCACUGGUGUCACAAGAGUCCAGAGAUUCUUGAAGGAUGUCAAACCUUGAUUUGGAGUCCUGAUGCCGAUGUUUUAGAGCUGUCCUGAGGUACAGCUCGCUAGGAGAGCUAUGUGACAUAGCCUAUGUCUGCAACGUGUUUGCCUAUUCUGUGUACUGAAUUCAGGGUCAUAAAAGGACCGUUUGUGAUUGGAUUUGGACUAUCUUGCAAGCUCUCAUGUCAGGAACUUGCAGCCUGGCAUGAAGUUAAGGUACAGGCCACAAGUUCUUGGGUGUAGCUCAAUUGCUUGAGCGAGUCUUAAGUCAUAAAAGCAUGCUCCUCUUGCGUGAGGGUGGUCUCGCAUUGGUGAUGUCCUGACAUCAAGGGUGUGAGAAUUGACAGCUUCGGAUAUCACUUGAAUUGCAGUGAGCCUCGUGUGCGUCAGUCAGAAAGGGCCUGGCAUUUGUGAAAUUGCAAUGCAAGGGGAAUCUACAAAGAGAUUCGCAGGGUGAAUACAGCUUGGUCAUAUUCUCUAUUGUAAUUACAAGCAGGGUUU